Molecule: messenger RNA, 2867 nt
Organism: Amaranthus tricolor (Joseph's coat)
Lineage: Eukaryota; Viridiplantae; Streptophyta; Magnoliopsida; Caryophyllales; Amaranthaceae
Product: scarecrow-like protein 8
Exons: 1
Coding region: 184-2430 (748 amino acids)
Biological process (GO): regulation of DNA-templated transcription
Cellular component (GO): nucleus
Molecular function (GO): sequence-specific DNA binding; DNA-binding transcription factor activity
Source: RefSeq, a predicted model, not a curated record
CUCUCCUCUUUCUUUUCAUAUUCUUUUUAAAUAACAUUCAUUCAUAUUCCCUCUUUCUCUCUCCUUAACCAUCACACCAAAUGUAUGAAUUUUCUCUCUCUUAAUUUCUAUUUUUCUCUCCAUUUUGUCUGUUUCUGAUGUAUUAGCAAAAUCCACAGAAAAAUAUUACCAUCAUCAACAAAAAUGACUUCUGGAUUUUCCGGAGAUCUCUUUUAUGGCGGAAAUGGUUCCGUUAAUGGAAGACCCUCCUUGUCAGGUUUCCGUCAACAACAACAGCAACAACAACAACAACAACAGCAAGGGUUGUUCGAUCAACAGAUCGCUCAAAGAAAAGCGGAAUUUGUUAUGGGGAAACGGAGUUUAAGCGAUUUUCAACAACAUCAAAUCCUUCUUCAUCAUCAACAACAACAACAUCCGUUUCUUGUUUUACAGAAACCACAAAAUCAACAUCAGAUGAGUUUACUCCAGCAACAAUUUUUGUUGAGAUCGGUAAAACCAAGAAAUAAUACUCUUUCUUCUUCUCCGAUUUCUCCGCUUUCUGUUGAUCUUUGUUCUCCUAACAGUAUUAGUAAUAAUAAUAUUAAUAAUAUUAAUAUUAAUAACAAUUCUCUUUCUUCUUCUUCUACCACAACUCGAUUCGGAGCUCCGAUUUAUCCUCACCAAAAUCCGCACCUCUUCCAUCAACAACAAAGAAUUUCUGUUGUUAAUAAUAAUAACCAUCAAUUUCUUCAGAAUAAUCAAUUUAACCCUAAUAACAACUGUUUAAUCCCUAAUAAUAAUCUUAUUAACCCGGUUCAAGUCUCGAAUCCGGGUAUUUCUUCUCUUGGAUAUUCAAAUUUUAAACAAGGUUCUCAACCAGAAAAUUUCUCGGGUGCUGUGUAUUCAAAUUUGGUAUCCAAUAACCCGGUUGUUGCUUCGAAAGUUGAGCCGGAUGUUGAGGCUCAUAAGUUUCGUAACACCCUUGAUGAACUUGAGAAACAAUUGUUGUACGAUGACAACGAGGAGGAGAAUGAUGCUGUUUCUGUCAUUACCAACAGUGAAUGGUCUGAAACGUUUCAAACUCUUAUGGGUUCCAGUGAAAAUCUAAACCCAAGCCCAAGCCCAAGCCCAAACCCGACUCCAAGCCCGAAUGCUACAAACCAUGUUUGUUCAAGCACAAGUGGAAGUAGCAACACCAAUAUAAUCUCAAACAAUAACAACAUAAUUUCGCCUUCACCUACUUCAUCAACCUCUUCGUGUUGCUCAACAUCAGCCCCUGUUCCAGCAACCCAGCAAGCACCUGCAGAAACUCUCACCGUUAAACAAAUCAUUUCAGAAGCGGCUACAGCGAUUUCAGAGGGGAAGAAUGAAUUAGCAGCCGAGUUUCUGACUCGUUUAGCUCGAGCGUCCAAUGUAAACGGGAAUUCUGAACAGAGAUUAGGAUAUUACAUGGGUAACGCGCUCUGUUCUCGCGCAUUUCCAGAUGAGAUCUCUCCACCUGUACGAGAACUCUACUCUGAUGACCAAACGCAGGCUAUGUACUCGCUCUAUGACAUUUCUCCUUGCUUUAAAUUUGGUCUUCUAGCAGCCAAUCUUGUGAUGUUGGAAGCUAUUACAGGUGCUCAACAAGAAGGGUUAAAAGUACAUGUGGUUGAUUUUGACGUUGGUCAUGGUGGGCAGUAUAUGAACCUACUACGCGCCAUGCAUGACCGUCGAUCCACUAUGGGGUUCAAGGGGACUGCUAGUAAUGAGAUGAAAAUCACUAUUGUGGAGACAGGUAUGGAAAAUCGCGGGUUUGAUGAAUCUAUGAAGGAACUGUUGAUUAAAUUGGCAGAGAAUUUUGGGAUUUCUUUGAAGUGUGAGAGAUUAACUCUGAAAAUUACUGAGUUAACUCGUGAGUCACUUGGGUGUGAAGAUGGGGAAGCCAUUGUUGUCAAUUUCGCCUUUAAGCUGUACCGGGUACCCGAUGAAAGUGUUUCAAUUGAGAAUUUACGUGACGCGCUUUUAAGGCGCGUGAAAGAUCUUUCCCCACGCGCGGUUACUUUAGUUGAGCAAGAAAUGAAUGGUAAUACGGCGCCGUUUAUGACCCGGGUUAACGAAUCAUGUGCUUAUUUCGGGGCUUUGUUUGAAUCACUUGAGUCUACUUUAGCUUUGGAUCAUCCGGAGCGGGUUCGGGUCGAGGAACGGCUCGGGAAAAAGAUGGCGAAUUUGGUUGCUUGUGAAGGAAGGGAGCGCGUGGAACGGGCUGAAUUGUUCGGGAAGUGGCGGGCUCGGAUGGGUAUGGCUGGGUUCGAAUUAAAGCCUUUGAAUCCGAGUGUUGCGGAGUCAAUGCGGGCUAAAUUAGAGUCAGCCCGAACCGGGAACCCUGGUUUUACUGUGAAAGAAGAUAAUGGUGGGGUGGCUUACGGGUGGAAGGAUCGAACACUCAUCGUUGCAUCUGCUUGGCGUUAAAUUCACUUUAAAAUUUAAUAUUAUAAUAUUGUUUACUUCUUACUUUAGCCCAUAAUUAUAGUGUAAUUUCAAUUUUUAAAUAUAAUUAGAGUACUACUAAAAUUUUCUUUUUUUUUUUUUUUUUUGAGUUAUUAUGGAAGAAGGAAUGUAAGGAAAGAAACCCCACCAAAGGAAGUAAUAAAAGAGGUUGGGGAAGUGUUUGGAGUUUGGAUGGGUGUGAGAGAAAAUUCUUGUGAUCAAUUUUUUAUUUCUUUUUUUUAAAAUAAGUUUUUAAGUGGUUAAAGGAAGGUGGGAUUUAAGGGAGUAUGAAAUUGGAAAAGUUUGUUUGGCAAAUUGGGCUGACUUGUAUGAUAGCUUCUUCUCUUAAUUGGUAAAAUAUAUUGAAUGGGGUCCACUAUUUCUUGGCAUAUAAUUAUAUAUUGAAUGGUGUUUUUUUA